Messenger RNA from Pogonomyrmex barbatus (red harvester ant), 2821 nucleotides. RefSeq lists its product as uncharacterized. The record is from RefSeq and is a predicted model, not a curated record. Lineage: Eukaryota; Metazoa; Arthropoda; Insecta; Hymenoptera; Formicidae. Gene Ontology annotation, biological process: extracellular matrix organization. Gene Ontology annotation, cellular component: collagen type IV trimer; collagen type IX trimer. Gene Ontology annotation, molecular function: extracellular matrix structural constituent conferring tensile strength.
UAGGAAAUGACAAUUAAUGUUGUUUUCGAGAUAAUUAAUGUUGAUGCUCUCUUGAAAAUGCUGCAGAUAAAACGAGACUGAAAGUAAUAUUUUAUUUUACACACUUGCUGUGUGAAGGAAAGAGAUGUUUUUCGCACAGCGCUCGUACACACAGCAUGAGCGUUUGUUCAAUUAAGUAAUGGCAUAGUAAAACAUCGUCUGACAGAAGAACCGCGCCAGCUGUUGUCCGCGCGAUCCGUCGUAAUGACGCUCGUCCAGGAUGUUCCGCGCGUUCGAACGACGAGCGGCGAAAAACAGACGAACGAACGAACGAUCGUCGCGCCCGUCCCAUCCGUCAAAAUGCAGACGGUGGUGUAGAACCAUCGGCGUGAUUGCCCGGUGAACAUCGGGUGAACACCGAGGAAAAAAAGUCGAUCUCUCGCGCAUGCGGACUCCGCCUAUCGCGAAUUUCACGCGAAAUCUGUCUUUCGCGCUUGCUCGCUCGCCCGUCGACGCGUCGACCAGCCAACAGCGACAUCGCGACAUCGUCAGUACGAGAGUGAAUGAAUAAAUCUUGCCUUUUUUCUCGCCUACGGGUCAAUGCACAGGGAUUGGGGUUAAAGAGGUCGGUGACGACGCUCCGCGGCGGGACACUCGGCUACGCGGAAAUCGUCGCCCUCAAGGAUCUUCAGGAGAAAGGGGUUAAUAUCUCAGCGCAGAACAUCAUACCACUGAAAGGAGAGCCGGGUGAACCCGGACCGCCGGGACCACCCGGUCCGCCAGGAGCCGAGGGUCUUCCCGGACACGAGGGCAGACAGGGGAUACCGGGCGAAGUCGGCGCGCCAGGGGAGAAGGGCCCGCCCGGGCCGAUGGGCCCCAUCGGCCCGCCGGGCACACCAGGACUUGCAGGUCCCAAGGGUGACAAGGGUGAUAAAGGCGAUCGAGGCUUCACGACGACCUUGAAGGGUGAGCAGUUUCCAAGUGGAGUAUUCGAAGGCCCACCUGGUCCACCAGGACCACCUGGAUCCCCGGGCGAGAAGGGAGAACUGGGCCCGACAGGACCGCCCGGCCUGCCCGGCGAGAAGGGUGCUCGGGGAAAACAAGGGAAGAGGGGUAUCAAGGGUGAGAGCGGUUCGGCAUUGGCGAGGGGUGCCCCCGGCCUGCCGGGUACGAAGGGUGAGCCCGGCGAACGGGGUUACCGGGGCGAAAAGGGCGCCAAGGGAGACGUGGGUUCACCAGGGCCCAAGGGAGAGGCGGGAAUACAGGGCUUGCCGGGGCUCAACGGCACCGACGGCGAUCCCGGUAUCCAAGGACCCCCCGGAUUACCGGGAAUAUCUGGACCUAAGGGUGAAAAGGGCGACUACGGCGACAUUGGUCCCCCCGGCCUUAUGGGACCACCGGGUUUGCCCGGUCCACCGGGCUACCCUGGGUUGAAAGGUGAAAAGGGAGAAAAAGGCGAAUCGAAGUACAAAAAGCUCAGACGAAGACAGGGAGACGGCACGUUCGAGAUGAACGCCGGGGAAGUGAUAAUGGGCCCACCCGGACCCCCAGGACCCGCUGGUACCCCCGGACUGCAGGGCCCACCCGGGAUCAAGGGUGACAGAGGACAUGAUGGCGCCAAAGGCGAUCCUGGAGAGAAGGGUGCCAAAGGGGAUCCUGGUCCGAUGGGACUGCCCGGCCCCAUGGGACUGAGAGGAGAGUCCGGAAAGCCCGGGGAUUCCGGGAAACCUGGCGCCAUGGGAUCACCAGGAUUAGACGGCAUGAAGGGCGCGCAGGGCGAGCCAGGAACGAAGGGAGAAAGGGGAGAUCCGGGAUUGCCUGGUACCGACGGGAUUCCCGGCGCGGAGGGGCCGCCGGGUAAACGCGGCAGAAAAGGCGACAAGGGCAACAAGGGAGAUCAAGGUGUUCCAGGAUUGGAUGCUCCGUGUCCGCUGGGACCGGACGGACUUCCCUUACCGGGCUGCGGCUGGAGACCACCGCAGCUGAGGAGCAACAUCCUGAACCAAUGGCUAGAGGAGGAGGCGAAUCAUGAUGGGAGGAUGAGGGAGGAAGAGGAGGAGGAGGAGGAGAACGAGCGGCAGUGAUGUUACAAGGACAAUAGCGCAUUUUUUCAUAAGGACUUCUGUAUAUCUUCCCGUUCCCGCCUCCGUUACGAUCGCGUUAGAAGAAAGAAAAAAAAAAAUAAUAUAUAUAUAUAUACAUAUUAUAUAUAUACCAAAAUAAUCAUCUUGCCAUCGAGAGUGUUGUAAAUAUGUGUACUUACAGUGUCUAGCGUCCGCAGUGCGUGUACAUAAGUAAUUAGAGCUUACUGCGAAUCUACGAUCGUAUUGCGACGACGGUCGUAAAUGUCACACAUACACAUGCACACAUUCAAAGGUAUACGGUGAUGAAUCAAUCCGCGAUUGGUUACUUCCGGCCUCGUGCCCGAAGCAAGACGGACAAGAAUUCGAAAGAGUUCGCGAUGGAGGAUCGCCGUGUCAAGACUACGGGGAUGACACUUCGACGCAAACGGACGAGGAUAAUCCCGGAGGAAUCGCAGUGAAGCGCGUGAAGAACACACUUUUCGCGGACGAGCGCGAUGAUGCGAGAUGAGGAAAGGAAGGAGACGUUCGCCGCACAAACGUUCGACAUUUCCGGGCGAAUUUCCUGCGGCGACGAGCCGUGGAAGGACCUACUCUCUACGAAUUUGAGCGAGCUACGAUAACGAGAGGCACAAGCGAAGAGUGGAAAAAUCGCAACGCACCGAUGGAUUAGCUUUUAAUCGUGGCCUGAAGCAUGCUUUUAUUCCUUUUUUUUCUUAUCAAGGCAAACGGACCUCGCGCGUCGUAUACAUAAAUAUCCC